This is a messenger RNA of Arachis duranensis, 2248 nucleotides long. Its product is annotated as protein NRT1/ PTR FAMILY 2.11. The record is from RefSeq and is a predicted model, not a curated record. Gene Ontology annotation, molecular function: transmembrane transporter activity. Gene Ontology annotation, biological process: transmembrane transport. The transcript is spliced from 5 exons. The coding region runs from base 188 to 2005 and encodes 605 amino acids. Gene Ontology annotation, cellular component: plasma membrane. NCBI's taxonomy places the organism in Eukaryota, Viridiplantae, Streptophyta, Magnoliopsida, Fabales, Fabaceae.
AAUCUUUGAUUAAUCUACACGGCAAAAACGGGACACGCAUCCCCCUAAUCUCUCUCUCUCUUUGCGUCAAGUGUUGGAGCUCACAGUUCGAACUUCGAAGCCUGUGAGUCCGUCUUGUUCCUCAACGGCAUGAACUAACAGCUCCCACCCUCUCUCAUUUCGGGUUGGCCGCUUGAAGCAUCCGAUCAUGCAUCAUAUUGGAGAGAGCAGGACAUCGAGAGAGGCUGUGGAUAAUGAAGAGGAAAUCUUGCUUAAGAACGAAAAUAGCGGAACAGAUGACGAACCUAAGAUUAACUAUAGAGGGUGGAAGGUCAUGCCCUUCAUAAUAGGGAAUGAGAUUUUUGAGAAGCUAGGAGCUAUUGGUACAUUGUCCAAUCUCUUGGUCUAUCUCACUACAGUAUUCAAUUUAGAAAACAUCACAGCUACAAAUAUUAUCAACAUCUUCAAUGGCAGCACCAACUUUGCUACGAUAAUUGGAGCUUUCUGCUCUGACACCUAUUUUGGCCGCUACAAGACUCUAGGAUUCUGCACGGUGGCUUCAUUUCUGGGUUUAUUAGUAAUACAACUGACAGCAGCAAUUGAGAAGCUGCAUCCACCUCAUUGCGAAGAGAACACCACAUGCAAAGGCCCAACAGAGGGGCAAAUGACAUUUCUAAAGACUGGUCUUGGAUUAUUGUUGAUAGGAGCUGCGGGGAUAAGACCAUGUAACUUGGCGUUUGGGGCUGAUCAGUUUAAUCCUAAUACAGAUUCUGGGAAGAAAGGGAUCAAUAGCUUCUUCAAUUGGUACUUUUUCACUUUUACCAUUGCUCAAAUGAUAUCCUUAACAAUCAUUGUCUAUAUACAGUCAAAUGUUAGCUGGGCAGUGGGUCUGGGAAUUCCCGCUGCGUUGAUGUUGUUAUCUUCUGUAAUCUUCUUUUUGGGUUCGAAUAUGUAUGUAAAAGUUAAACCAAGUGGGAGUCCUCUGACUAGUAUAGUGCAAGUUAUAGUGGUCGCAGCUAAGAAAAGGAAGCUGAAGCUAUCAGAAUAUCUAUAUCCUUCCCUCUUCAACUACUUGCCUCCAAAAUCAGUGAAUUCUAAGCUUCCCUAUACAUAUCAAUUCAGGUUCCUCGACAAAGCAGCAAUUAUGACUCCUCAAGAUCAACUAAAUCCCAAUGGAUCUGCUGCUGAUCCCUGGAGUCUUUGCAGUAUGCAGCAAGUGGAGGAGGUCAAAUGCUUGUUGAGAGUGUUACCAAUCUGGGUUUCAUCAAUUUUAUACUUUGUUGUUAUUGUCCAACAGCACACUGUUGUAGUGUUCCAAGCCCUUAUAUCUGACAGGCGUAUUGGGAGUAGCAAUUUCAUGAUCCCAGCUGCAUCCUAUUAUGUCUUCCUGAUGAUUACCGUGGCAAUAUGGUUACCUCUCUAUGACAGAAAAGUCAUGCCUUUGCUUCAGAAGCUCACCCGAAGAGAGAGUGGCAUCACACUCCUCCAGAGGAUGGGCACUGGCAUUUUUUUCUCUAUAAUCAGCAUGCUAGUGUCUGCAAAGGUUGAACGGCACCGGAGAAAUCUGGCUCUGACCGAACCACUUGGAAUUGAAACGAGAAAAGGUGUGAUUUCAUCAAUGUCAGGUAUGUGGCUGAUUCCUCAGCUGGCAUUGGCUGGUUUAGCCGAGGCAUUUAUGUCCGUUGCACAAGUCGAAUUUUACUACAAACAGUUUCCUGAAAACAUGAGAAGCAUGGCAGGCUCUCUUUACUACUGCGGCCAUGCAGGGUCAAGUUAUUUGAGUACUUUGCUGAUUUCGACCGUCCACCAAAUCACCGCAAGAUCUGCAACUGGGAAUUGGCUGCCGGAGGAUCUGAACAAGGGGAGGUUGGAUAACUUCUAUUGCAUCAUUGCUGCUAUAGAAGUUGUUAAUUUGGGCUACUUUCUGAUAUGUUCACAGUGGUAUCGGUACAAAGGGACGGACAGCAGCUCCACCGAGCUUGAAAAAUUGACACAACAAUCUGAAAGAACUGCAAAUGGUGUUUAAUGGUUUGAGUUUAUUAUUGCUCUUUUGUAGUCAUAGGUCUAUAACUACACUCAACCUUCAUUGAACCAUGACCCUAACAUGAAAUCUCACUUCAUCAUGUGGAGCCAUUACACUUGUAGAGAUCAAAAUCAAAUAGAUUAUUGCAUCGAAAACAAUGUUCUUCCCCUUCAAUUAUAUAGUUUUCAGAGAUAUGUUAUAUGUAGGUUAGGUAAACGGAUGAAUGUACUAAUUUUUUUUGUUUUU